Messenger RNA from Oncorhynchus keta (chum salmon), 5115 nucleotides. Its product is annotated as synaptotagmin-14-like. The coding region runs from base 896 to 3238 and encodes 780 amino acids. The transcript has 13 exons. The record is from RefSeq and is a predicted model, not a curated record. Lineage: Eukaryota; Metazoa; Chordata; Actinopteri; Salmoniformes; Salmonidae.
UGGCUACGUUUUGCAUAUCGGCCAACCUGUUUUUACCAAUAAUUACACAGUAAUUCAUCAUUGGGGAAAAAAAGUUGAAUGGAACAACUGACCAAUAGGUCUGUUGAUAACUACACACUUUUCAUUUAAUUUAUGAAACUUUUAAUAUUACAAUAGUAUAACUUUAUAUAACUGUAUGCAGCAAUACAUAACAUAGGCCAUGUGAUAUUAGGCCAUGAUCAUAUUUUUAUACAUAAUCCAUCAUACUUUCUAAACAUGCAAUUAUAAAGAUAAGUAGCUAUUGCAAAUAACCUACAAUUUUUCAUUGCACAGGUAGGCUAAAGUCAGUGUGCGGUGCUCAUACAAAUCAGUCUGAUCUCGCGAGUUUACUUUCGGCUUCGCUAAACGCAACGAGAGCGCAGCGGUCAGGAUGGUCUUGGAUCAGGCUAUCAAACAAUGCCCCCUUCCUUCAAACACAAGAAUAACCUCUCCCCAAUUUUUACCCCCUCGCUUUGGUUCCAUCUGGAACAGAACAUAAUGGCGGUUGAUGGUGGUGGAGGGAGGAGCUGUGGCGUGCAUGAGCUCAUCUGUGCCAGAAGAGAAUGGAAGACUUCGGUGUAGGGGCUUCAGACACAUACUCAAUGUAAACAAAAGAAACGCUGCUAGAAUGGAGAAGUGUCUCCAGAGCUGCUAGGAGUCCUAUCCUCCAUUGCGGCCUUUGUGGCCUUGAUGGCUCUAUUUUUUCUUUACGUCAGCAACAAGCUGUCAGUGGAGAGUGCCAGCGAGCUGCCAUGCCUCGACGACUAUAGGCCCAACCAGCAAGCCAGAGUCUGUGAUGAGAUGAUGAGAUAAUCUAGAACCCACCAGACAGUGUGGAGAAGGACAGCCACCACAGCCGUCAGCAAGUCCACCCAACAUGGCGUUCUUCAAGAGCUUUGGGCAGAACCUACCAUCUGUAAACAUCUCCUCCAUCUUGGAUUCAGUCAGCAGCAGAGUGGACGACCUAGCCAGUGCUGUCAGUGAUGCCACCUACAGCGUCAGUGACCAGCUGACCGAGCUCAGCGACCAGGUCAUCAAGAAGGUGCAGACGGAGGAGGAGGAGGCUGCAGAAGCGACAGAGGGGGCCCAGGACAGCAAGGAAGGAAAGGCCCAGGAAGGGAUAGCAGACUCAUUCAGGAGCAAAAUCAAGAGGCAGGCUUCUGAGGCCUGCUCAAGCUUGGCAGACUACAGCUCCAACCUCAGCCAAUCCAAUGACUCGAAGAAUAACCAAUCGAGUGACGUGACAGCAGAGGACUAUGUUCCAGCCCAAUUGGAAUGGGUGUGGAAAGAUGGAGGCUGGCGAGUGGUAAAACCAGGGGACAGUUCUGCAGAGGACAAGGAAAAGGAGGAGAAAAGGAAGGAGGAGGAAAAGACGAAGAAAGAGGAGAAGGAGAAGAGAAAGGCAGAGAAAGACAAGAAGAAGGAGGAGAGGCUGAAACAGGAGGAAGAGAAGAAAAAUAGCCAUCAAGAGACCAUUGAGGAAGAGCCUGAAGAUAAAGAAACCAGCUCAUUGCCGAAAGAGACCCACACUGCUAGUCAGAACAAAGAGGGCCAGAAAGAGGACAAAUCCAAUGGGAUCCACCAGAGUGACGACCAUAGUGAUCCACCGCAAUCUCUUUGCCCUGAGGAAGAGUCGAGAGCAUCCCAAAAGAAAAACAAGGGGAAAGCUGAAGAGGAGGAAGAGAAUGAGAUGAGUCCCGAGGGAGAUGGAGAGACUGAAACUGCUAUGUCUCCCGCUUCUAAGAAAAAUAAGAAAAAGAGUGACAAGAAAGAGAAAAUGAAAGGGAAGAAAGAGAGCAAGAAGACGAAUAAAGAGGAUAAAGAGCAGAGCUGCCCAGAGCGUGGCUCUGAGGAGGACAGUGAAGAGGACAGGCCAGGGGGACACUCUGAACCCUCAGCCCAGCACAGAGCCUCAGUCUGGGACAACCGACACAAACACACCAGCGACCACAGCAGUGAGGCCUCCGCCGGACAAGCCAACAGCAUCCAGCGGAUGAGACGAGGCUCUCCCCUCAACGAGCUCCAGCCACCCCCGUAUCAGGACGAGAAUAGUCCGGUCCGGGUGUCUCGCUCACGUUCUGGGGCGGGGGGUCUGGGGGAGUCGUCCCCAGACGUUAAUGGUACACAGCGCUCCAGUGAGGCCAGCGUUGACCCGGACACUGAGAGUUACCUCAACAAGGGCUAUGAUGAGGAUGUACCUAGUGACAGCACUGCCGUCCUGGGACCAGAGGAUGGUUCAACCUCCCAUCUUCACGUAGGCUAUGAGCCGGAGCCGCUGGCCAAGUACGGCACACUAGACGUGGCCUUCGAGUACGACUCGGGCGAGCAACGCCUUGCCGUCACUGUCACCGCAGCAACCGACAUCCCCGCACUCAAACAGACAGGGAACAUUGCGUGGCAGGUGCACCUGGUGCUGCUGCCCACUAAGAAGCAACGGGCCAAGACGGGGGUGCAGAGGGGGCCGUGUCCCAUGUUCACAGAGACCUUCCGCUUCACCCGGGUGGAGCAGGGGGCGCUGGCGGACCAUGCCGUCAGGUUCCGUCUCUACAGCGUUAGGAGGAUGAAGAAGGAGAAGGUGCUGGGAGAGAAGGUGUUCUACUUGACCAAACUCAACCUGCAGGGCAAGAUGGCGCUGCCCGUUACACUGGAGCCUGGCACAGCACUAACGGGCUGUGGAUCGUUGGUGAGUGUGUCUCGCAGCGUGGCAGCUUUGUCCUACCGCUCUACAUGGGACUCCACACCAGAGAUCCUGCUGGGCCUCAUCUAUAACUCCACCACUGGCAGGCUCUCUGCAGAGGUCAUCCAGGGCAGACAGUUCAACAACACAGCCUCAGACAAACCUCCCAACGGUCUGUUUUGUUGUAUAAAACAGCUAAUAGGGGGACAACUUUAUAUCAUGAGAGACACCUAUGUGAAGCUGACUAUGCUGGACUCCAAGGGCAAGGAGAUGUCCAAGUGCAAGACGUCGGUGUGCCGCGGUCAGCCCAACCCCACCUACAAGGAGACCUUUGUCUUUCAGGUGGCCCUCUUCCAGCUCUCCGAGGUUUCCCUGGUGGUGUCGGUGUACAGCCGAAGGAGCAGCAUGAAGGCCAGGGAGAAGGUGGGCUGGCUGUCCCUGGGGCUCAACAGCACUGGAGAGGAGCAGCAGGCACACUGGAGCCAGAUGAAGGAGGCCGAGGGACAGCAGGUGUGCCAUUGGCACACGCUCUCUGAAUCUUGAACAGGUCUUGAUGAGAAUCACCAGAUUUGAUCUUGUUAACAAAGAAUAAUCUGUAUAAAUAUAUGUGAAAUGAAAUGGUUAAAUAGGAGGAGGAAUACGUUGGAGGAAGAUUGCGGGGUAUGUUGACCUCAGUGUCGAGAGAGAGAAUAUGUUCCAUGACCUUCAUUCAGAGAAGCAGACGAGGAGCUGUGAGGAACCAUCCACCUAUACUACGCACCUGGUGUGGGAUGUGUGUGAGGGUGCAGCACUUUGAGAAGCACGUGGAUUCCACUUGGAGUCUCCCGUUCACUGACAGCUGCUUUACUACUCUUUCAUCUGUAAACCAGCCACUUAAUCUGAGACAGACGGGUCUGGUUGACUGACUGGUCUGGUGCUAAACUCCCAGUUCCAGUCAUGGUCGAUGGGGUCAUCAAAUUAGACUCAUCUUUGUAAUAACCUCAAAGGUGAAAUGGACACCUCUGGCCAUGAAAUGGACACCUCUGGCCAUGAAAUGGACACCGCUGGCCAUGAAAUGGACACCUCUGGCCAUGAAAUGGACACCGCUGCUCAUGAAAUGGACCAUUCAGUCUCAGAUUGAGAACAAUUUUGUCAUUAAUUUCCCAGAUUCUGGUCCACAAUAGUAGAUCUUCAUGUAAUUGUUGAUCAAAAUAGGACCAUACAUACAGUAUCUCCUACAAUGGACCAUUUUCAUCCUGAACCGAAGACCAAAGAGUGUGGAGAAGAACAACGACUUCAACAACCGUUCUUCCGGGGUUGUACUGAAUGACUAGAAGGGACAAAGCCCCUCAGACAUGGCAAUUUGACUGGAACAACUCACUGGUUCACUCAAUAUGGCUGACAAUUCUACGGUACUGUCCUCAAAUGACACCAGCAUAUCAGACAUUUCUCAUCUGAAGCUCACAGCCAUCGACAACGAGGAUAAUGCAAUGGAAUAGUGUUACCAUGACUGUUAGAGCCAGCUGGGCCUGUCGAUAAAGUCUACAACCCCUUUGGAUUUCUUAAACUGUUAUUGUGUCACAAAUGUGGUAUUAAAAUGGAUUUUAUUCCAUUUCUUUGGUCAACGAUCUACACAAAAUACGAUGAAAUGUCAAAAUGUAUUUUAAUUUUUUAGGAUUAAUGGGAAAAAAAGUGCAAUACUUGACUAUUGAGUUCUAUAUAUUGUGCUGUAUGUAUGGGGGACAGAGGAAGGGGUAGUCAUUACAAAAUAAUGUCAACUACUAUUAUUUCCAUAUAACUUAUGUGAUUUGUUAAGCCACAGUUUACUUCUGAACUCAUUUAAGCUUGCUUAAACAAAGUGGGUGAAUACCUAUGCAACAACUGUAUUUGUGUUAUUUAAUUUGUAUUAAUUUGUAAAAAUGUGUAGAAUCUUCUUUUAAUUUUGACAUUAAGUAUUUUUCAAUCCCACUUUGUAAUGUAACAAAAUGUGGAAAAAAGUUCAAGGGGGUUUAGACUUUCUAUAGGCACUGUAUGCUAAUGAGCAAUGCUUAUUUAUUCACUGUUUACAUUCUCGUUACAUUAUGCAAUAUCCAUUUGACAAAUUCAUUUUGUGUCUUAUUUUAGCGGUUUCUUUUUACGUCUGUUUCAUCUCCCGAUGCAUUGUUUGUGUCACGUCUUUUUGUUGUGGUCAUCUAAAUCAUCAUUUGAGAAUAGAAAAACAGUAUGAGUUUUGUUUUGACUCACUGGGUUGUCUUUUAAACAUUGUUGCAGAAUCAAAACACAAUACUGUACCCCAGUGGUCAACAACCUUUUCUGAGUCAAGAUCACUUUCUGAGUCAAAAUGCAAGCUGAGAUCUACCGCUCAGAUUAUUUUUUUUAAACAUGACUGAAAAAUCUUAAACCUAUGCAACAUUAACCAAUUAAAAACAGUUCUGUAGCAA